AGGCAACCUGCUGUUUGUGAGACACAAACAGUCAGCGGGGCCGAGGACGGACCGGCGCACCCGAAUUCGGGUACUGGCUUCCGAUAACCCCGCACCGUCCCCGUUGCACUGUCUGUUCAUCCGGAACUCCGGACAUCCGAUGAGUGUGGGCGUUGGCUUCAAUUCUCACCUUGAAUAACAUCCUGCUGUUGCAUUUGACUGAAGACACGUAGUUGGAUUCGGGGAUUUGACGGAGGAGCACAUCUAAGAGCGGUUAAUAUAGCAAAAUCAUUCCCAUUCUUACACUCUGUCGGUCUGUCGUUGCUAGUUGACUUCAACAUGGCCGGGGAUCAGGGACAGGCAGCGGCAUCAGCGCCGGUGCCGCGGAAGCUCUGGGAACACCCCGACCCAGAAUCCACCCUCAUGUACCGCUUCAUGCAGGACCUCAACCGCAAGCAUGGCCUGAAUCUCAAGACCUUCUGGGACCUGCACACCUACGCCGUCAACAACCGGUCCGCCUUCUGGGCCGCCGUCUUCGCCGCAUCGGGGUACAUCCACCAGGGCCAGCCCAGGGCCGUGGUAGACGACGAGACAGCCCCCAUCGAUGCCGUGCCGAAAUGGUUUCCCGGCGUGGCGCUCAACUUCGCCGAGAAUGUGCUCUUUUCCCCUCGUCCCCCUGGUGGCGAUGGUGAUAACUCGGAAGAACGCCGCUGCACGACGGGCAAAGAGGACGGCAAGAUCGCAAUCACCGAGGUCCGUGAGGGCGCCAGCCAGGUCCGGCACGUCACGUACGGCGAGCUGCGCGCAGAGGCAGGGAGGCUGGCCCGGGCCAUGCGCGCAAGGGGGUUAACCAAGGGGGAUAGGAUUGUUGUGGUGGGCGCAAACAGCGUCGACACGUUCCUCGUCUGGAUGGCCGCUGCCUGGAUCGGUGCGGUGUUUACGAGUAGUUCGACGGAUAUGGGCGUUAAAGGGAUCCUGCAACGCACGGUGCAGGUUGAUCCGAAGCUGGUUUUCAUGGACGACGCGGCGCUGUAUAAUGGCAAGGUGGUUGACUUGAGGGGGAAGAUGGCUGAGGUUGUGGACGGUUUAAAGGGGUGCCUGAGUUUCGCUGGUGCGGUGGCUAUCAGGAGGUUCGACGAGGCCAAGGACGUGUCGAAGAUCCCCAAAACGGAGACAUGGGAGUCGUUUGUUGCUGCUGCGGGUGAAGGGGGUUCGCCUGCACCAGAGUUUGUCCGCAUCGGAUUUCACGAACCCUUUCUCAUAUGCUACUCGUCUGGCACCACGGGCGUGCCCAAGGCAAUUGUCCACUCCAUCGGCGGCGUCAUGAUCAACUACUACAAAGAGGGCCGCCUCCACGAAGGCCUCGGCCCGGACAGCGUCACGCUUCAAUAUACCACGACCGGCUGGAUCAUGUACCUUGCCAACGUCGGCGCCCUCCUGUUUGGCGGCCGCUCGAUAUUCUACGACGGCUCGCCGUUCCAACCCGACCCCAGCAUCCUCAUCCGCGUUGCCGCAGAACACGGCGCCACCAAGCUAGGCAUAUCCCCCCGGUGGAUGUUUGAAGUCUCCAAAGCCGGCCUCCGUCCGCGCGAGAUGGUCGAUCUCUCCCGCCUACGGACUGUCACAUCCACCGGCAUGGUGCUCUCUGAGCAGCUCUUUGAAUGGUUUUACGAGGUUGGCUUCCCCGGGCACGUGCACCUCGCCAACAUCUCUGGCGGCACCGACAUUGCCGGCUGCUUCGGCUGCAUGAACCCGCUUACGCCCGUAUACGUCGGCGGUACGCAGGGCCCGUCGUUGGGGGUCAACGUCGCCAUCUACGACUCGACGCUGCCCGACGGCUCAGACGGCAAAGAAGUGCCCCAUGGCACCCCAGGCGAGCUGGUCGCCACGGCCGCGUUUCCCAACAUGCCCUGCUUCUUCUGGGGCGACAGCAUGACGCCGGGGGCCCGCGCCGCGCCGCCGGGAUCAAAGUACCACGGCGCCUACUUUGCCCGAUUCAAGCACGUAUGGACGCACGGCGACUUCUGUGUGAUACACCCCGUGACGGGGAACAUCACAUUCCUUGGGCGGGCUGACGGUGUGCUCAAUCCGUCUGGGGUGCGGUUCGGGUCGGCCGAGAUCUAUUCGGUGAUUGAAAGGUAUUUUGCGGAUCGUGUGCAGGAUUCGCUCUGCGUCGGGCAGCGGCGGCCUCAGGACAGCGACGAGUCGGUGAUGCUCUUCCUGCUGAUGAAGCCCGGGAUGAGGUUUGACCGUCGGCUGGCGAACGAGGUGAAGGCGGCCAUUGCUCGCGAUCUGAGUAAGAGGCAUGUGCCGAAGUGGGUUUUCGAGACGCCCGAGAUUCCGACAACUGUCAAUCUCAAAAAGGUCGAACUGCCCGUUAAGCAGAUCGUGUCGGGGCAAACUAUCAAGCCAAGCGGCACGUUAGCAAAUCCUCAGAGUCUCGAGUAUUAUUACCAGUUUGCAAAGGUGGAGGAGCUGGUCGGGCCCAAAGAGAAACUGUAGACGUCGCCGUCAUUUCUUCGGCGAACGGGGAGGGCUGGAUCACAACGGCUGGGAUUCACUGUGUUUGCAAUGCGUUCACUUGAUGUCUAGAAUUAAUCUUAAUAGUGAAGUAGUAGAUUC
Canariomyces notabilis is the source of this 2601-nucleotide messenger RNA. RefSeq names its product acetoacetate-CoA ligase. The record is from RefSeq and is a predicted model, not a curated record. Gene Ontology annotation, molecular function: acetoacetate-CoA ligase activity. The transcript has 5 exons. Bases 319 to 2481 code for a protein of 720 amino acids. NCBI's taxonomy places the organism in Eukaryota, Fungi, Ascomycota, Sordariomycetes, Sordariales, Chaetomiaceae. Gene Ontology annotation, biological process: lipid metabolic process.